ACCAACGUGCAUAAGAUAUUUUGCUCUAAUAAUUCUAUAUGUUGGAAUCUUAUAUGUAUUUAAUGAGUUAAUUGUAGAUUAUAUGUAUACAGCAAAAUCUUAGUCAAUUGAGAAGAUGUCGGAAACAUCUGUUAUUUUCUAGUUAAAGUUUUCUUAACCUUGUUUUCUACGUAUAAGGGUGAAAACAUGUCGAAAGAACAUUCAAGUGGUGACACAGACGAGUUAUCCAUCACCAUGGAAGCAUCAGAAAACCAGGAACUCAAAGUUAGUUCGAUGUUUCAUGGUUAUUACCCUCCUGGUUUUAUCCGAAAGGUGGUGGCGGAGGUGGUGGCCACCUUCUUAUUGGUGUUUGUUACAUGUGGAGCGGCGGCGCUUAGUGGAACCAAUGAACAUAUGGUGUCUCAUCUCGGUGCUUCACUUGCCGGUGGCCUCAUUGUGACCGUUAUGAUUUAUGCGGUCGGGCAUAUUUCUGGUGCACAUAUGAACCCGGCAGUCACUAUAGCUUUUGCAACCGUUAGACAGUUCCCUUGGAAUCAGGUUCCUUUCUAUGCAGGAGCACAACUGAUAGGAUCAAUAUCAGCUUCAUUUUCCCUAAAGGUAAUAUUCCAGCCAAUAAGGCAUUUGGGUACAACAACACCUUCAGGGUCAGAUUUACAAGCUCUAAUCAUGGAAAUCAUUGUAACAUUCACAAUGAUGUUUGUUACAUCAGCCGUAGCCACUGAUUCUAAAGCCGUAGGAGAGUUAGCAGGUAUAGCGGUAGGAUCAUCAGUGUGCAUUACUUCUAUCUUAGCAGGACCGGUAUCAGGAGGAUCAAUGAACCCUGUACGCACUAUUGGACCAGCAAUAGCUAGUAAUGUUUAUAAGAGUAUUUGGGUGUAUAUUGUUGGCCCUAUAACAGGGACGUUAUCAGCGGUGAUGUGUUACAGUUUUAUUCGAGAAACCAAUGAACCAGUUCAGGCAAUCUCUUCGUUUAAAUUUCUUAGAAUGAGAAGCCACAUGCAUGAUGAACAUGUUGACGUUAAGGAUCCUACAGGUUAUUUGAAAUAGUCAAUAGACUAGCAUUAGCUACAUGUAUUGACGAAAAUGUUUCAUAUAAGUGAAGCAUGCUUGAAUGUAUAUUAGAAAUUUCAUAAUGCUUACUAUUUGUAUUAUGAAAUUUCAUAUAAAUGA
Messenger RNA from Lactuca saligna, 1170 nucleotides. The record is from the annotation of a GenBank genome assembly. Lineage: Eukaryota; Viridiplantae; Streptophyta; Magnoliopsida; Asterales; Asteraceae.